GUAAGACAUUGUUUAUGGAUAGAGUUUCGAGUGUUUCGACUUUCACAAAUGUCAUUUGAGUCAUUCAUUUCGUAAACAAAUUCUUUGACAAUCGUGUGGAAACCCUUUACUAUUCAAAACACCUUUCGUAUACAUUCUAUGGCAGGAAAAAGUCAAUGAACAUUCGUAAUUUUUAGGAUUUGUUUAAACAUAGGUGUUCGGUGGAAACAUAUUGAAUAUCGAAAUAUAAAAGGAAAAUAAUAUUAAUUAUGAAAUAUUAUUGUGUUUAAAAUUAACAACCUCAAAUUAUUUUAUCAAGAUAGAUGUUUGACCGGAGGACUUGUUGGAGGACAUGUUGAUUUGGUCACGAAUGAAACGAUAUUUGUCAAUUCGUCAGUGUAAUUGUUUAGACAGGAAUUAAACAAAAUUAGACAGUAAAAUCUGAAUAAUAUCGUGUUGUGUUACGUGUUAGCCGUAUAAUGUGUGAUUUUUAUUUACGGCGAUAAGUCGGAUAAAAGGAAACUUUUACUAAUCCUCAGUGACAAUCUUACUUGAAAUCGCGGCACCACGUUACUUCGGCGUUUUUUGAGUUAACAAAUAACCGUGAAAAAUGCCCCGGGGACGGGACGAUAUGCAAGUAAACGUGGCGGGCCUAAGGAGAAAUAUUAAAAACCUCGCGCACAACUAUUCCGAUGCCCAGGUAAAAGUGCGCGAGGCAACAUCAAACGAUCCAUGGGGCCCCUCAAGCACGCUGAUGGCGGAGAUCGCCGAUCUCACCUACAAUGUGAUGGCGUUCACGGAGAUCAUGCAGAUGAUAUGGAAGCGGCUCAACGAUCACGGCAAGAAUUGGAGGCACGUCUACAAGGCGCUGGUGCUGAUGGAGUACCUCAUAAAGACUGGCAGCGAGAAGGUCGCAAUGCAGUGCAAGGAGAAUAUAUUUGCUAUACAUACCUUAAAGGAUUUUCAGUAUAUGGAAGAGUGGAAGGAUCAGGGUCUAAACGUGCGCGAGAAAGCGAAACAGCUAGUGAAUCUUCUGAAAGACGACGAGCGGUUGAAGAACGAGCGCGCGCGAGCAUUGAAAGCGAAGCAGCGCUUCGCGCAGAGUGCCAGCGCCUUCGGCAGCGACGGCGCGCUCGACACGCCCUCCAGCCCGCAGUACCCGCCUGUUGAAAACUUAAACAGCGAAUCAGCAGAAUGGCACGGUCGCGACGCGGAGCUAGCGCGGCCGCUGACGGCCGGCGAAGAGGAAUUACAACUGCAGCUGGCUCUGGCCAUGUCCCGGGAGGAGGCGGAGAGGGAGGAGCGGCGGCGGCGCUCCGACGACGUGCGGCUGCAGCUCGCCAUCAGCCAGUCGCAGCAUGAUCUGCAGACACCAGGAGCGGAGAAAAAGCCGGAGCCAGCCCAGCAAUCCCAUUUACUGGACUUGCUGGACGUGAACCUGGGCUCGCCGCCCGCGCCGGCCGCGCCCGCCGACCCGUGGGGCAUCGCGCCGCCGCAACAGAAACAGGACACGCUGCCGGACGCGUGGGCGGGCGCGGGCAGCCCGGCGCGCGACCCCUGGGCGCCCGCCGCGCCCGCCGACCCCUGGGCGCCCGUCGCGCAGAGCAAGUCGCCGCCGUCCGUGCUGUCGUCGCCGUCGUCGGAGCUGGAGCAGUUCGACGCGCUGUCGCAGCGGCCGCGCGCCGCCAACAACCACGACGACCCCUUCGACCUCACCGCGCUAGGCGACAACCUAGCGCCCGCAGCUAGUUCGUCGCCCAGCACGGGCGCCAUAAAGAAGAGCCCGUCGGCCUUCCUCGGCGAGAACUCGUCGCUCGUGAACCUGGAGCGGCUGCUGCAGCCCGCCAGCGCCGAGCCGCCCGCGCCCAACCCCUUCGCGGCCGAGCCCGCGCGACAGAUGUUCCUGCCGCCGCAGCCGGCUAAGCUGUCCAUCAACGAGCUCAAGCAGCAACAGAUGGGCCUCAGUGGGAUGUCGUUCCCGACGGCGGCGGCGCCCGCGCCCGCCUUCCCAGGCUACCCUCCGCUCCCGACUGCAGCGGCGAUGGACCCGUGGGCGGCGCCCGCGCCGGCGGCGGCGCCGCGCUCGCAGUCGCCGUGGUCGCCGCCCAACAACAGGCACACGCCCAACCCCUUCCUCUCCUAGCCGCCCACAGGUCGGUAGCAAUGAACGCGCCCGCGCUAUGGCCGCGCCUCCCUGGCCCCGCCGCCUCGCCGCUGACGUCCCGCCCGCCGCCGCCGCGUGCGCCCGCAGCACGUCCACGUCGACCUCAGGCCCGUGCCUGAUCCUGAUCGACGGUUCCCUGUUCCGUUUCGGUAAACAGUUACUAUUUUAUUCAUAAACUUAAAGCCUCAAUUAGUUAUUAAGGUGGUUCGAUUUUCAUACAAAAAACAAUCGCUAUUUAUUAAUUAAUUACACAAUAUUAUUACAUAAAUAGUUGCGCAUCUAUCUACUUUCGAAUAUUCAUUUGCGCUAAAUUAAUAGAAAAACUUUGUUUCAUACAGAAAUCAUGCAAUAAUCAACGUUAUAUUUUUAUAAAUUUUACUCAUGUGUGUGUGACAAAUGUCGUGUACAAAUACAUUGCGGCGUUGCCACUCCAUGCCUCGAACGGCCAUCGGCGCGACGUUGCGAUGUUUGACGCGUUUUUAGCUGACUCUGUCGACACUGACACUCAGUGUGACCAGGCGUACGACAAUUGUCGUACAUGUACGAUAAUUUGGGCCCCGGUAUGACGUAAUGUUCCAAAGAGCAUUAUCGUACACUAAAGUACUAUAAUUUCAGCCCUUGGAUGAUGCCACCUUAAAAGUCUAGUAAUUUGAAGCAAAAUAUGACACUUUCUCUUAGAAAUAGGCUAAAAUUACUAUCUUUUGGGUGUUCGGCUCCUUGGUGUAAGUUUAAAGUUUAAAAUGUCACAAUUUCCUGUAUACCGUUUGAGUCUAUCCCAAAAAUACACAAACAUAAACAGAUUUUUUGCGCAAUUUAGACGAAAAUUGUCUUUUUUUAUUAUUAAUUGGAAAUUUAAGCUUAUUUUGCUAGACAUUUUUAGGGGCUGCCUUUUUGAUUGGCGUACGAUAUUUCUUUCAACGGUAGGUACAAUAAUAUUGACACUCAAGUACGAUAAUUCUCUUCCGCUCACCUGGCAACACUGCUGAAACUUGACAGGACCUGGGGGCUACCGCGAAAACCGAAAUUCGCAAAUUGCGGGGAUCUUUCUCUUUUACUCUCACUAAGACGUAAUUAGAGUGACAGAGAAAAAUGCCCGAAAUUGACGAAUUUCGAUUUUCCCGGUAGCCGCCCUGGUGCUUGAGGUACUUGAUAGAAAACAACGCUGCCGCAUGUUCUGAAUUGUGAUUUUAUGUGUUUUUGGAUUGAAAAUGUGCAAACUAAAGAUGUAAACUACUAAACAUAAACAUAUGUACUUACUAAUUAUUAAAGAUUUAACUAAUCUAUCAAAUAAGUCUGCAUGCUUGCUUACUGCUAAUAUAUUAUAUGUAUAGUUAAUUGUUGUCUUAUAAGUGAAAUUUUGUAAUUUCUUCAGACAAUAAAUACUCUUUAAACCGAAAAUGAUAGCAACGUCUAAAUCAAGUUACAAAAAUCAUCGAUAUUCUGGUCCGCGAAAAACCAGGAAAAGUGUAACUGUAAUUGGAGUCUACAAAAAUGACCUAGAAACUAGUUCACUUUUAUAAAACUCAAUUUUGCCCGAGAUUGUACUUAGGCGAAUACCUAAGGGAGCUAAGUGUAUUGAUCUUGAAUAAUUAGUUGGCUAAUACAUAUAUGACUCCAACAUGAUAUGGACAUUUACAUCAUAACUAUUAUACCUAGUUGGUUACUAAGUUCUGUUACUCGAUUUCUUUCUUUCUUCCUAGCGUUGUCCCAGCAUAUUGCCACGGAUCAAUGGAGCUUGGGGUCCGCUUUGACAACUAAUCCCAAGAUUUGGCGUAGGCACUAGUUUUUACGAAAGCCACUGCCAUCUGACCUUCCAACCCAGAGGGUAAAACUAAGCCUUGUUGGGAUUAGUCCAGUUUCCUCACGAUGUUUUCCUUCACCGAAAAGCGACUGGUAAAUAUCAAAUGAUAUCUGUUCUGAAGUUCUGUUACUCGAUUUGCAACCUCUUUAUUUCCGUUAAAACAAAUGCUACCGAAACAAUAAAAAAUGACAUAAUGUGGUGGAUUUGUGAGCUAUAAUUAUAUACCGCACAUAACGCUUAUCUCGUCGUAUCUAUAAUGAAUUGGGGCCUAAAAGAGAAUCGUAUUCCAAUUUUUUGAAACGCUUGUAUUAAAUAAUAAUAAAUAAAUAAAUAUUUAUAGGACAUUAUUACACAAAUUGACUAAGUCCCACAGUAAGCUCAAUAAGGCUUGUGUUGAGGGUACUUAGACAACGAUAUAUAUAAUAUAUAAAUAUUUAUAAAUACUUAAAUACAUAGAAAACACCCAUGACUCAGGAACAAAUAUUCAUGCUCAUCACACGAACAAAUGCCCUUACCAGGAUUUGAACCCGGGACCAUCAGCUUCGUAGGCAGGGUCACUACCCACUAGGCCAAACCGGUCGUCAAAUUAUUAUUACUUUCUAUAUUAACUAAAAGUUGCCUUAAAAUUCAGCUUUUAUACUAAAAACGGCUUUAAAUAUGAUAAAUUAACAAAAUAUAUUUUGACAGAUGCUUUCGCGCCCAAAACGCUCUUUGAAAAGUGUGUGACGUCACAGUUUAUGGUUUGACACAUAACUACAUACACACGUAGAAGAUACGAACUGUCAACUGAUAUUUGUCAUUUGUUGUUAAUCGCCUAACUGUCAACAGUGUCAAUCCGAGAGUUGUGACGUCAUCAGAAUCUUCAAUGACGUUUCGAGUUUGGUCACGUGACGUGUGCCAAAAGAUAUUUUAAAUUCAAUAUUUACAAAAAUAUGGUCAUUACAGGUCCCCUAAAAGUAGUUUAACAUGUUCUUAUAAUCCAAAAGAAUUUAUUGGGAUACAAUUAUGCCCUAAGAUUUGUAGAUGGAAACAACCCUAUUGCGUUGCACAAAUGUGGGUACCCGCCAAACAUGAAUUUGGGUGUGUCAUACUCAGGGCUAACACAGAUUCAUUUCUGUGAAAAAGGUGUGAAAACCGGAAACUGGAAACCGUUCUCGAACCAAUAGUGAAGCCCUUAAGCCACACCCUAUUUCAAAACCAGCCAUGGAUCUUUGAACAGGACUCAGCUCCUGCACAUAAGGCAAAAACAACUCAAGCCUGGUUUCGAAGGAACAAAAUUGACUUUAUUGCCCACGAAGACUGGCCGUCCUCCAGCCCGGACCUUAACCCCCUGGAUUAUGCCAUAUAGCAGGUUAUUGAGGAGAAAGCCUUUGCUAAACCCCACACAAAUCUUAACUCCCUCAAGCGGGCCAUAGUUAAGACAGUGACGGAAUUAGACAUGACAAUCGUGCGUGCCGCUAUUGAUGACUGGCCUCGUCGUUUGAGGGCCUGUGUCAAAGCCAGAGGAGGCGAUUUUGAAUGAUAUUGUCAUAUGUAAUUCCUGAUUGUGUGUACUUCAUUUUAAUAUAUACUUUUUUAAACUUUCGUUGGUAUAUUUUAUGUAGAUAAAGAUUAUUGCAGUAACAGAAUUUAAUAACCAACUAGGUAGAAAACAAUGCAAUACAUAAAUUGGAUAUGAUGUGAUCCGUUGAAUGAAAUUGACAAUAAAUAAAAUAAAUAAAUAAUUUUCUGUCUCUAGGCAUUGUGUGAAACUUCUAGUUGUGUCAAAAUAUCGGGAAAUCAAUAAUAUAAACAAACAUGGUAAAUAAAUAUCUCAUUUCUUUUUAUAAUGGUUAUAAAUAGAAGGCCAUGCAAUUUUGUAACUCACUGUAAUUUAAUUAAAGUUAUAGUAAAAAAUAGUACCUACUUUUUUAAAGGCUGGGCAGUAAGGGAUUGCUUUAAUUUUAGAACAAAACAGCGUUUUUUUUUUAAAAUCGGACUUACAAAUUUGGACUUUCUUAGGUUCAUUCUACUUAGAAUCUUCUCAACCCUAGCAUUAAAAAAAGAUAUCCUAAAAUAUCCAUACCAUUUCGUAACAUUUUAGUGUGAAAGAAAUUUCAAUGUAAAACUAAAAUUUCAAUACAAAUUUUCGGGUUUUUUUAGCACGAGGAUUGAUUAUGCUAGUGAUUCUAAGUUGGAAGAACAAAAAAUAUCAUGAUGUGUGAGAAUCAGAUUUUUAAUAUUUUUAUGGAAAACGCUCAUAUUUCUCAUAAAAUAAUUUAUUAAUAAUAGGUACUUGAUAAUACUGAUAACAAAAAUAAUUUUAAUGAGUCUCGAACCCACAUCCUCUUGCAUGUGUUUCCACGUACAUACCGCAACGCUAUUGAAGCCUACUCACGCUGUGCCAAAUUGUCUACUACAAGGAUCCCAGUACGACUGUUUGAAUGUGUGAGUGAUACUUAGAAAUAGAGUCAAGAAACAUUCUGUCGACAUUAAGGGGUAGUUUUUGUACAAUGAAGUGUUCAAUGUUUGUUUUAAUAGUUCAAUAUCUAUUUAAAGAGUGCGCUAAACAUAAUUUACAGUAUAGAAAUACCAAGACUACUCCACAAAAAAAUUAAAACUCAAAAUUUGCAAUUGUGGCACCAUCUAGUGAGGUUUAAGCUUUGGGUAACCUAGUCGAACCACCUUAAUCGUUUUUAAUUUGUCAUUUUGACUUAUUUGUAAGAAAGGGAUAAAACAUAAAUUAACUAAUUGAGGUUUGCAAUUUUUUAUGAACAACGGGGUUAUUGAAUGUAGAAGGGGAGUGGACUAAAAAAAAAAAAACGUGCCCCGCGUUUGACACCUCAAACUCCUAAGCAUUAUUUAAAAAGUGGUUUAUUCACUAGUUUGAAUAAGCGAAUCUUGCUUAUUAUUUGCUAUAACGACUAUUACAAAAGUAAGGACGCUGAGCACGAAGAAUUUCAUACAUUGAACCGUAUGCAUACGCACCGCACGCGCGUAAUUAUAUUGCUGAUGAUGCUGGUGGUCAAUGCCACUGUGCGAACGGGAAAGCGAUAUAAAUAUGCGCGUGCGAUAGAGAUAGAAAAUGGCGGAUCAAUAUAUGAAAUUCUUCGUGCUUAAGAGUCCUUACUUUAUUCAAGUAUUCAUUAUUCGUAAUACGUAAUGCAACACAAUCAUUAUCACAAAAUAGAGAAUCUUUACAUCCCUUGUAAAGAUUUUUCGGACAGUUAUUUUUUUUUAUAGAUCUUUUUAAUGUUGAAUAUAUCUCGGCGGGUUGUGACACGGAGCCAUGGUCUGUAGGCAGAUAUUUAGUUCUAAUUUCUUCACUUAACACUUGAACAAUUACUAAAUAUAGUAACGACUCCGACACAUUGAACUAUACUCCGACCACGGGCUCUGGUGAUCGGCAUAAUAAAAAUAAAUCAAUAAAAUCACAAGUAUGUCGUUAAUACAUAUUGACAACAGUAACAACACGCCAAAAUUGACUGAUGAUGACUAGUGGUACAGUCAAGUGUAAAAAUAUGGGUGCACACAAGUUGCUCAAAAAUAUGUCCCAUAGCUUUUAAGCCGACGAAUUACGAGCUGUGGGACAUAUUUUUAAGUAAGUUGCGUGGACCCAUAUUUUUACACUUGACAGUACAGUAAGCAUCAAAUAGAUAAUGACAUCCAAAGUGCUAUUUCUAUGCUAAACGAAGCGUGUUACGAUACAUUUCUGUGCCACUACUUCAUCAUUAGUACUAUUCCCUGUGUUAAUUUUAAGUAGUGAAAAAAUUAUAUCUAAAUAAGUAGUAAUUGGAUCAAAUGAGGGCUAACGUUUAAUUACACCGCUAGGGGCGCUAGUGUGGAGGUCUUUCAAAAUGUCAAAUGCAUAGUAUUUUUGGGGGUUACACGCUUUUUUAUCGCGAAUUUUCACUCUUUUUUUCAUAAAUGUGGUAAAUCAAUUUUUUUUUUCUAUUUUUGAUUAUUCAUGGUAAACAUUAGAUAUAGUUCAAUACAUGUUAGUGGUUUUAAAAAAGUGCCAACUAAAAUAUAUGCAAAAUGAUACAGGUUUGAAAAACGGCAUAUUUGGACGUUAAAAUACUUAUGUAUAUUGAAACGUAUUAUUUUUUUUUUUAAAUAAGCAUAGAAGAAUUUUGAGAGCUGUUUACAGUGGCGCCAAUUGAGCACAAAAACGGAAGCCCUCACUGACACGUUAACCUAUGCAGUUCACCAGAGUUAAUGUACAGUCUUCUAGUAUUUCUUCGUCUAAUAAAUGUCUUGUCAUUAGCACUAUUUAAAUUAUGUAUAUCAAUUAUGUUUAAAUCUUUUUUCGCGUAUGGUGAGUGGGGAACAUGUCAAUACAGCCAAUGGGAUGGUGUAGGAUAUAUAAUGGAGACCAAGGAAAAACUACCAUAAUGUAUUUUAUAUUUACUGCUAAAUAUAUCGUAUUCUAGAUGGAUAAUUUGAUAUCAGAAAUUUUGUAAAUAAAAUAGAAAAUUAUGGUGUUUUUCGUUGAUUCCAAUUUAAAGGUAAAUAAAUUACACUGUAUGCGGUAUACAUAUGUAAAUGAAGUUUUUUAUAUAGACUGGAUAAAGCUGUGACGUAGGGUUCUAACUGUAUGACAUUUUUGGAGGUAAAUAAUAAAGAAAAAUUAUAUCAUAUGAAAACAAACUUAUGUUGAAGCUUGUUUCAAAUUGAUUAAUAUUACGAAUCAUCAACAAAUCAUGGUGGAGUUGAGUCAAAAUCUUACGGGUGGCGAGAAUAAAAUAUAUGACCAACUUCGGCUAUUGAAUCUUUUUGAAAUGAACUUUAAACAUAACAUAGAUUGUAGUUUUAAAAUAAAAUUAAACUUUUGUAAUUAUUAAAUUAGUAUUUGAAAAUAAUUGGUUAUAACAGGCUUGAGGUCGCGUCGGUUUGUUUCAGUCCUUUAGCCUGGUCCGGCGGCCAUCCUCACAUUACGCUACAAAAAAACAAUAUAUUAUUAGACAUCCUGUAAACAUUUUCUCAUAAUACUAUAGUUACCACUAUGCAAGACUCGAGAAAAGGUGUAAAACUGCAAUUUCUUGACUAAAAUAACGUUAUGGCAUUGAUUGGCUUAUUGUGAGGACGGCCUUAAAUCGGUUGUAAAACUAACUUAAGGUUCUAUAGGGCUAUUGCAGUACACAGCAGUUUGAGAACCUCUAUCAUACACGCAUUUGCAUUACUAGACCAUCCUUUUACCCUUGGGUAUGGACUGCAUUUAUAUUAUGUAUUUUAUAAAGAACAUUUGUAAAAAAAUACUAAACUGUUAAGGCGAAGGAUAUAUAUAUUAGUCAAUAUGCAUUACCUUCUCAGUAUUAGAUGGCAGCAGUUACCGUCUAUCGUAUUGCUCAAGUUAAAUGUAAAUUAAAAGUGUUUGUUAAUUAAUAAUAGCUAUUAAUUGGUGAAUUUGUUAUAGGUUACCACGUAGAUAUGCUUUUUAGUAACCAAUUCAUAUUCUUUUACGUUAAGAUUAAUAGUUUGAAAACUUUGUUUAACAAUUUUUUUAAAACAAAGGCAAAUAAAUAUUCAAAUAUUGUAACAGAAACAGAUUCAUGAAGCCUCUCAAGGUCUCACUUGGCAAAAUACUUUGUUCAUUUCAUUAUUUAGCUCUUAUGUGUUCAUAACAUUGAUUAUUUCCGUAUUAUAAUAACUCAUUUAACACAUAAAUUCUUUCACACACUUGUGUACGUAUUAUUGCAUGAAUUCGUUAAUAAGCUGCUACGUACUGCGGUAGCUCAGCGAAUACGUCCACGCAGGCGUACGAUGUAAGGUCUCAUGUUGUUUGACGUGCCUUAGACUCCAUAACAUUGUGUAUCGUAGAGGACAUUUCUUGAUUCUUUGCAACUGCAAGUAGUUAUAUACUGCAUAAUUAUUUUCCAUCGUAUUUUCACCGAAAUGUACGAACGUGUGUUACUAUUUCAGCCAGUCUCGGUACUAAAAGUACUGAGGUCGACUAAAGUAGCAUGAGUAGCAUGACAAAUACGAACGUUUUCGAGAAAAUACGAUUGAAACCAAUAAUAGACGGCCCUGGUGGCUCGCGGUUGCUAUGUACCCGUGUACAAUGAUAAACAAUACUUUAUAUAUACCCCCUUAUUCUACGGAUUAUUACCCUAUUAUGAAGUAAUCAUAACGUCCUAUUUUUAGGAUAUAUGGGGUUGUGUAAAGUUUUAUUAGCAGUCGAGAAAAACAAGAAAUUGUCAGCGAAACAUGUCAAUAUUAAAUUUAAAGUUAAGUUAGAACGACCAGUGACAUCUCAAAUCCUGUGGACAUGCCCGAGGUUUUCCUAUAAUUAUCCAAAAAUUCAAUCAUCACAAAAAACGUGCUUAUAGUACGAUUUACUAGUACAGUCACGUCUGAAAAUAACGAUACGAAAAAUGUGCCAAAAAUGCGUAUACACUAAGAUAUGAGCAAUAAAGUCGUGUAUACAUAUUUUUGGCACUUUUUUCGUAUCGAUAUUUUCAGACGUAACCAUACUACAAGCUAAGUCCCAAAUACUAAACUCUGAAAGCUAGGGUAAUCGAUUAUUUUAUUGAUUACGAACGAAUGUGAGUUUUGGUUUAACAAAGCAGUUACACUUAUUAUGAAACAAAGUUGAUUCAUGAACAUUUAUCGUCUUUCUUUUUGUAGAUCUUUUAAUCAAAUUAAUACUAUACUUAUUCCCAAUGAGUGCGUAAAUUGCCCUACUCCCUAGCUUUUAGAUGGCAAGAGAGGCAGGUCCACAGGAAUAAGCUUCUACGUCCAGUUCAAGGAUCCUGUCUUGUAUUGUCUGAUACCAUUUAAUUUUUUCGUUACCAUUUAAACAUUGGCAGAAGCUAAUGCUGAUUACAAAAUAAAAACUAUAAUAACAAAAAUAUUUCGAGUACUGUAUCCGAGAAUAUACACAAGAUCCUUAAGCUAGGUCAACCCUUGUCGAGUUCCGUACAAAUUAUUCCAAUUUAUAAUGUGUAUUUAUUUUACCACCCUCAUUUAUUAGUAUUGAUCAUGUAAAUUGUAUACAGUUUGUACGACUGUGUUGCCAGUAGAGUAUCAUCGCAUCCGCAUUUAAAGGAUAUUAACACCAGUAAGCAAUAUUUUUACACGACUUUUGACACGCUUGACUUGGCCUCGCUUCCACUGGCAACACGGAUUUUUUUCGCCUUAUUAACUUAGAACAUGUUCAAAUGAUUAUUGAUUUAUGAUUAUGUUUACCGAUUAUGUAGAUAAAUUAUUUUUUAAUAUAUUAAUUUUUGACCAAUAAAAUGCAUCGAUGCGUCACUAGCCUAGGGAGAAACUGUAAAGAUUAAUGUAACUAUUUAAUUAAAAUAUAUAAGUUUUUCAA
Messenger RNA from Cydia pomonella (codling moth), 11241 nucleotides. It is a transcript of the gene lqf, whose product is annotated as epsin-2. Bases 590 to 2122 code for a protein of 510 amino acids. Lineage: Eukaryota; Metazoa; Arthropoda; Insecta; Lepidoptera; Tortricidae. The transcript has 13 exons. Gene Ontology annotation, cellular component: plasma membrane; clathrin vesicle coat; endosome. Gene Ontology annotation, biological process: endocytosis. The record is from RefSeq and is a predicted model, not a curated record. Gene Ontology annotation, molecular function: clathrin binding; phospholipid binding.